Messenger RNA from Trichoplusia ni (cabbage looper), 1359 nucleotides. RefSeq lists its product as uncharacterized. The record is from RefSeq and is a predicted model, not a curated record. Lineage: Eukaryota; Metazoa; Arthropoda; Insecta; Lepidoptera; Noctuidae. The transcript has a single exon. Gene Ontology annotation, molecular function: protein binding. The coding region runs from base 175 to 1347 and encodes 390 amino acids.
AAAAAACCAACCCGGACGUCAUCUCUGUCAAAAACACAAACAAAAAUGACAAAAUUAUGAUCAAACUGAUUUGGUGUCUAGCGUCAUUUUUUAGCAGUAUCAUACUUUUUUUGCUUCUUAUUUCUAUGAAAAUAAUCGAUCUAUCAACAUUGGAACAUAGCAAACUAUCCGACAAUGUUAGUCUCAGAUUCUGGGGUAGCUGGAGCUAACGGGGCGAACGAGAUUCUGAUCAAAGUCGUCAGCCCUGAGGGUCAAACGUUCUCGGCCUAUUUCCCGGAAGAGACCCUGAUCGAAGAGGUCAAAAAUCGAGCCAUCGACUUCUUUUACCCGACAGGAGAAACUGGGGCAAGUAGGUACAAAAUUGUCCGCGUUUUUGACACGACGACUCUUCACGAUUUUUUGACUUUGUCUCAAGAACAAGUGAUGAUGCAAGAGGAACUGUUGCUUGUUGAAAGGCGGUUGCCAGAGGCUGGGACGUUGUGGGACCUUGGCGCAGUUCGGGCGCCUCAGCAUGGGACCAUUGCCGCCGCAACAGCGUCUCUUCCACUCCCACAAAACGCAAUACGCCAACCAAAUCUCCAGUCUUUGCUAUCAACCAACGAAUUAUCUUACGAAUUGAGGAAAAUACUCAUCUCUCUAAUCGAAGCUGGUGCCCGGCUUGCAGCGUCAGGUCAUAAUUACGAAAUGACGUUAGCCCAAUUGACAGCGGCCUUAGAAGAGCCACGCAGACCUCAACCGGCCGUCAUUCAAGUAAUAACUCCGGAAGAAAUUACCGCCAGACUCAAUCUGACCAUGGAAAUACAAUCGAACGAUGAGCCUGAUUCGAAUAAGGCAGAUGGGGAUGACUUGUACCGUCGUGCUGAGCAUUUGCAAAGAUUUCUGGAAAGAUUCCGAGAGUGGAGGAAUAAGAUAGCCGAUCCACCGAACCCUGAGUCCAUUGGCGCGUUGCGUGAUCUAGGAUUCUCUUACGAAGAUGCUGAUAAGGCGUUACGUUACACAGGAUGUAACGUACCUGCAGCAGCAUCCUAUCUCAUAGGGGAAAGGGGAUCGAGUAUAUUUGAGCUGGUUAACGGAUUACCGGAUGGUUUAAUCCUGCAAACAUUAUUAAAACAGCCGCAAAUUCAAAGAGGGUUGUUGAAUACGAGAAUGUUAAUUGCCUUCAUAGCUAUGGUCGGGCAAACGGGGAGUGCGUCCUUAUGGCUGAAUUCUCCUCAUGGGAGUCCGUUGCUGUCCCAAAUAUCGAGGACUUACCACUCUGAGAAGUAUUGCCUCGCGGUGAACCAGUUUUCUGAUGAGAGGACUCAACAUACCGUGUCUGCGCCUUCGACGUCGCGGCAGAGGAAUUGAUUUGAUAAUGAU